Messenger RNA from Helianthus annuus (common sunflower), 1555 nucleotides. Its product is annotated as zinc finger protein GAI-ASSOCIATED FACTOR 1. NCBI's taxonomy places the organism in Eukaryota, Viridiplantae, Streptophyta, Magnoliopsida, Asterales, Asteraceae. The coding region runs from base 1 to 1374 and encodes 457 amino acids. The record is from RefSeq and is a predicted model, not a curated record. The transcript has 3 exons. Gene Ontology annotation, cellular component: nucleus. Gene Ontology annotation, molecular function: DNA-binding transcription factor activity.
AUGUCUAAUCUCACCAGAGAUGAUGGCACUUUCUCUUCAGGGAACACUGGAGACAAUACCUCACUCCCUCCUACUAAGAAAAAAAGAAACUUACCAGGAACACCAGAUCCUACAGCAGAAGUUAUUGCUCUAUCACCAUCGUCGUUAACAGCGACCAACAGAUUUGUAUGUGAGAUUUGCAGCAAAGGGUUCCAAAGAGACCAAAAUCUUCAGUUGCAUCGAAGAGGUCAUAAUCUUCCAUGGAAGCUUAAGCAAAGAACGAGUAGUGAUGCUCGAAAACGUGUAUACAUAUGCCCCGAGUUGUCAUGUGUUCAUCACAAUCCAGCUCGAGCACUUGGUGAUCUCACUGGGAUCAAGAAACAUUAUAGUAGAAAACAUGGUGAGAAGAAAUGGAAGUGUGAUAGGUGUUUGAAGAAAUAUGCGGUUCAGUCCGAUUGGAAAGCUCAUUUAAAGACGUGUGGCACUCGUGAAUACAAGUGUGAUUGUGGCACCAUCUUUUCAAGAAAAGAUAGUUUCAUCACUCACAGAGCAUUUUGCGAUGCAUUAACAGAAGAAAACAACAAGAUGAAUCAAGAAAUGUUACAAUCACAACAAAUGUCGGAUGAUUACAUGAACACCAGAAAUAGUAUGUCAAUGGGACUCCCUCAAUUCAAUAACUACAACCCGAAAAGCCCGCUCAAAUUGCACCCUCAAGAGAUCCCAAUGCUUUAUAGGCCGAUGAAUAUAUCAGCGGGUUUGUUCUCAACCAGUUCAGGUACCUUAAUUAACAACCCAAUAGUUGAAUCAUCUUCUAGUAUCGGUCUAGAGCUCAGCUCUUCAAAUGGGCCAGUGGGCUACGUGAACUUCCAACAAACCGAAGGCCUGCUUUCUGCCCAUAUGUCUGCGACAGCCUUGCUUCAAAAAGCAGCUGAAAUAGGUGCAACGGCGAGUAAUAUCGUAAAUUCUCCGAUUAUCCAAAAGAGCUAUGUCACUAGCAUGGCAGGCCCAGACCAGCCCAAUUCUGAUGGACCAAGGCCCAGUCCAUCAUACUGUCAUUUCCAAGGCCCAUUCCACAACUUCCAGACACAACCUGAAGAAAACAAUGCCUUGCCAAAUCCCAUCCUGCAAGGUACAUUUGGGCCUGGGCCUGAGCCUGGGCUUGGGCCCAAACCUGUUUUGGAUGCUGAUCCUGUUUUGAAUAAUAUAGGAGUUUAUAGUGAUAUUUUAAAGGGUGCAGAUCAUAGUCUUGGAUUGAUGAAUAUGGAGCAUGGAGAUAGAAGAAAUAGUAACUCGGAUUUGAUUCAUGGUAUAGGUGAUACGGGUAUAGGAAGAAGCGUGUCAGGGCGCGGUGCUGGUAGGGACACGUUGAUAGUCGAUUUCUUGGGAACUGAAUGAUCAGGAACAAUACACAUGAAUGAACAACAUUGACUUGGGGGUACUGAAGCAACAAAACAUGCAAGCAAUGUAUUCAUAGCAAUAACUUAUGAAUGAGCAUUCAUCAACAUAUGAAAAGCCCAUUUAGAAGGAACUGAAAAUGGAAAUUUUCAAAAUAAAUGCAUAAUUGUAAUUAUAGAUU